AUGCCCUCCCUCCUAACCCUCGCAACCACCCUCGCGGCCGAGCACCCCACAACCGUCACAACCAUCACCCUCCUCCUCACAACCUACUUCCUCCUCUACCGAUGGCAGCUGGUCAAAACCCACCCUGACGAGCCACCCAUCGUCCCGUCUGCGAUUCCGUUCGUGGGCCAUGUUUUGGGAAUGGCCAUUUUCGGAGGGCGAUAUGUCAAGAAUCUGGGCCUCAAACAAAAAUCCCACCCCCUCUUCACCCUCCCUCUCCCCCGUUCCCGCCUCUACAUAGUCACCGACCCAGCCCUAGCAACCUCCGUCCAGCGCGCGGCCCGUACCCUAUCUUUUACCCCUCUCGUCCCCCGCAUCACCCAGCGCGUGCUGGGCCUGGACGACGCUACUGUGGCUAUCGUCCAGCGGGAUCUGGAUCCGGGUCCUGGGAUGCCAAGGGGGUUUUUGGCCGAUGUGCAUGACCUUGUGUAUGGUGCGUUGGGGCCGGGGGAGGAAUUGGCGGGGUUGAGUUUAGGGGUCGCGGAGGGGUUGGCGAGGGUGGUUGAGGGGUUCGUGAAGGAGACUUUCCCUUCGUCGAUUCCAUCCGCUGAGGAAGAAAAGGGGGAUAGGGAUCCCGGGGUGGUGCUGGAUCUGAUGCAGUGGAUACGGCAUUUUGUGACGGUGGCCACGGCGGAGUUGUUGUAUGGCGAGGAGAACCCGAUUGCGCUGGACCCUGGGUUGGAAGCGGCGUUUUGGGAUUUUGAUCAUGGGUUGGGGUCACUGUUGAUGGGGGUGUGGCCGACUGUGACGGCAAGGCGGGCGUACCGCGGGCGAGAAGCGUUGGUGGCUGCGUUGGAGAGGUAUCUGCUCGAGGGGAAGUAUCUGGAGAAAGAAGGACGGAAAGGGGCGGCCGGGAUUGUGCAGCGGCGGAUCGAGAUUGCGCUGCGGCAUGGGUGGACGAUGCGGGCGGUCGCGCGGUCGGAGCUGUCGUUUUUGUUCGCGGGGAUUGUGAAUACCGCGACGACAACGUUUUGGAUGGUCCUGUACCUGUUUGCGGACACAACUACGGGUGAUGAUAACCUUCUCUCGGCCGUUCGUGCCGAACUCAACCUCAACACCAUCGCCAACACCACUAGCAACGAAAAUACCACCAACUCAGGGACCAACACAGAAACCAACACCCCCACAAUCUCCCUAACCACCCUCAAAACCGCCUCCCCAACCCUAAACGCGCUCUUCCGCGAAGCCCUCCGCCACAACUCCGACACCUACUCCACGCGCCUCGUCACCGAAUCAACCACCCUCUCCGCCCCAUCAUCAUCAUCCUCCCCCAGCUCAGACUAUAUCUACCAAACCCAAUACCACCUCACGGCGCAAAGCGUCGUCCAAAUCUCAGGCGGCACCAUCCACAAUGACCCACGGAUCUGGGGGGAUGAUGUACGUGCCUUUCGGCCGGGGCGGUUUUUACCACCGUCUUCUUCUAUUUCCGGUAGCGGGAAUGGGAAUGGGAAUGGGAAUGGGAAUGGAAACGGGCCCGAAAAGCAAAUCCACCCCGCCUCCUUCCGCGCCUUCGGCGGGGGUAAAACGCUCUGUCCAGGCCGACACUUUGCGACGGCCACGAUCCAGGCGUUUGUGGCUGUGAUCGCGGGGACGUUUGAGAUAGAGGGGGCCGACACAAACAAGAUUGUGGUGCCCGGGAAGGAAGACGGGGUGUUGCCUGUGCAUGUGUUGGAGCCGAAGAGGCCGGUGAUGGUGAAGGUGAGGGUAAGGAAGGGGAUGAGGAGGAGGGGGUGGGGGCUUGUUGCUUAG
Messenger RNA from Dichotomopilus funicola, 1788 nucleotides. RefSeq names its product cholesterol 7-alpha-monooxygenase. Lineage: Eukaryota; Fungi; Ascomycota; Sordariomycetes; Sordariales; Chaetomiaceae. Bases 1 to 1788 code for a protein of 595 amino acids. The transcript is spliced from 2 exons. Gene Ontology annotation, molecular function: iron ion binding; oxidoreductase activity, acting on paired donors, with incorporation or reduction of molecular oxygen; monooxygenase activity. The record is from RefSeq and is a predicted model, not a curated record.